AGAGCCUAGUUCUGUCGGCGGACAGCGCGGGCCUCUCCGCAGACACAAGUCAGAACGCGUCUACACUGCCGAGCCGCCCCCCGCCUUUCCCGGCGGGCCCAGAGGCCGGCUCAGCUGACUCGGCCUUUUGCGGGGCUGAAGACACCCAUGUAAAUGUUGGGGCUCAGGCGGGAGCUCGGGCUCUGAGACCCUCCCCGUUGGCGGGAGCACAAAUCUACUCGGCAAUUUGACAGCCCCGCAGUCGGCACGGGCCUGCGUCUGGUUGCUGUGUAGCCCCACCCUGCGAUUCGGCGCGGCAGGGCUCAUUUUGCUGUGUAGACGGCAGUAAGGCUGCAGCGAGCUGAGGGUGACUUGCACGAGCUAUGCCUGCGGUGCAAGGCUUGCUUGAGCAUUUGCGAGGCCCCACCCAGUGUCAACAAGAAAUCACUAUGUCCGUGCCUGAGGGCAGUGACACGCAACACCCCCUUAACCUCUCGGAGCGCUUUGCCAAGCUGUCCUGGUCCCCCACUUUGGCUGGGCCAUGGGUGCAGAUAGCCAUCAUCAAGAAAGGGAAAUCAAACCUGGUCGACAGCUCCUUUGCUGGGCACAUCUCUGUGUCCAACAGAUGGUUCAUCGUGACAAACGCCAGCAAAGCCAUUGCAGGGAAUUUGAAGAUUGUGAAUGAGAUGAAUGAAAGCAAAUGUCUGGCUUCUAUCCAUCUGAAUGUAACAGAGCCUGCGCCAACCUCAGCUCCGGUCUCCCAGGUGGCCCUGGUCAGCAACUGGAUGGCAGCAGGGGAGCCCGGAUCUCAGUCCACCCAUAUUGUAGCGGUGGUGGUGGGGACAGUGGUGGCCUUUCUGGUGUUGGUGUUGGCACUGGGGCUAUGGCAGAGAAAUAAGAAAGCUCACUGCAGAGACUGGUUCCGCAGCUGUCUUGGCUUCCGUGCCAGAGCCGCCCCGUCCCAGCAGGCCGGCGACGCAAGCCCCGUGCAGGAAAUGCAGGAGCUGGCAGAGAUGACGCAGCCGGAGGAUGCCAGCGGUGGGGACCGGUCAGCCGUGAUGAGUGGGAAACUUCUCGGCAGCGCUGAAAUGCGAAACACUGCGGGACUGGAGAGUGGGGAGGGAUGAACCUCGUCCCUCAACAUCCACUCAAUUUGCAGCGGCAGUC
Molecule: messenger RNA, 1146 nt
Organism: Chrysemys picta bellii (western painted turtle)
Lineage: Eukaryota; Metazoa; Chordata; Testudines; Emydidae
Source: RefSeq, a predicted model, not a curated record